Molecule: messenger RNA, 1547 nt
Organism: Egretta garzetta (little egret)
Lineage: Eukaryota; Metazoa; Chordata; Aves; Pelecaniformes; Ardeidae
Gene: KLC1
Product: kinesin light chain 1
Exons: 12
Biological process (GO): axo-dendritic transport
Cellular component (GO): kinesin complex; cytoplasm; membrane-bounded organelle
Molecular function (GO): kinesin binding
Source: RefSeq, a predicted model, not a curated record
GGAAAAAGAAAAGCGUUGGAAAUGAGUGAUCACAGCUCCAUGAAGAAUGCAAUGCUAGAAUGUAUGAAAACAUGUCCACAAUGGUGUAUUUAAAGGAAGAGAAGUUGGAGAAGCUCACUCAAGAUGAAAUCAUUGCCAAAACUAAGCAAGUGAUUAAUGGACUAGAGGCACUGAAGAAUGAACACAACUCAAUUUUACAGAGCUUGCUUGAAACACUGAAAUGUUUGAAGAAAGAUGAUGAGACUAAUCUGGUUGAAGAAAAAUCAAACAUGAUUCGAAAGUCACUGGAAAUGCUGGAGCUUGGCCUUAGUGAAGCACAGGUAAUGAUGGCCUUGUCAAAUCACUUAAAUGCAGUGGAAUCAGAGAAGCAGAAAUUGCGUGCUCAGGUUCGCCGGCUAUGCCAGGAAAAUCAGUGGCUACGGGAUGAACUUGCCAAUACACAACAGAAGCUACAGAAAAGUGAGCAGUCUGUGGCUCAACUGGAGGAAGAGAAGAAACAUCUAGAAUUCAUGAAUCAAUUAAAAAAAUAUGACGAUGAUAUUUCACCAUCAGAGGAUAAAGAUACAGAUUCCACCAAAGAGCCUUUGGAUGACUUAUUUCCCAAUGAUGAAGAUGAUCAAGGACAAGGAAUUCAACAGCAGCAUAGCAGUGCAGCAGCUGCUGCCCAGCAAGGUGGCUAUGAAAUUCCAGCAAGAUUAAGGACCCUUCAUAAUCUUGUUAUUCAGUACGCUUCCCAAGGUAGAUACGAGGUUGCUGUACCUCUCUGUAAACAAGCUCUUGAAGAUCUGGAGAAGACUUCGGGUCACGAUCAUCCUGAUGUUGCCACUAUGUUGAACAUACUCGCUUUGGUGUACAGAGACCAGAACAAAUACAAAGAUGCAGCAAAUCUCCUGAAUGAUGCCUUGGCUAUCCGCGAAAAGACUUUGGGCAAAGAUCAUCCAGCGGUGGCAGCAACUCUAAACAAUCUUGCAGUACUUUAUGGUAAGCGCGGAAAGUACAAAGAAGCUGAACCGUUGUGUAAGCGAGCUCUGGAAAUCAGAGAAAAGGUUCUGGGGAAAGAUCACCCUGAUGUUGCCAAACAAUUAAAUAACUUGGCUUUACUAUGCCAGAACCAGGGUAAAUAUGAGGAGGUUGAAUACUACUAUCAGAGGGCACUGGAGAUUUACCAAACUAAGCUGGGACCAGAUGAUCCAAAUGUUGCGAAAACAAAGAAUAACCUGGCAUCCUGCUACCUAAAGCAGGGCAAAUUUAAGCAAGCGGAAACUUUAUACAAAGAGAUUCUUACUCGUGCACACGAACGGGAAUUUGGCUCUGUAGAUGAUGAAAAUAAGCCUAUUUGGAUGCAUGCGGAAGAGAGGGAAGAAUGCAAAGGAAAGCAAAAAGAUGGCACAUCUUUUGGAGAAUAUGGUGGCUGGUACAAAGCUUGCAAAGUUGACAGUCCAACAGUAACAACUACCUUAAAGAACCUUGGAGCACUUUACAGACGACAGGGCAAAUUUGAAGCUGCUGAAACAUUAGAAGAGGCAGCAAUGAGAUCUCGUAAACAG